CCAAUGGAGUUAGUAUUCCUCACUUAUAAACUCAUGAUCACACCCUAAAUUAGUCGAUGUGGGACUUCCAUCAUUCAACAAUGACAAUGAAUUAUUGGGCCAUCCAAUCAAACAAAUACGAAAAUUCAAUUUAAUUUAGUUUGCUCAACCAGCCAACCUAUGGGUGAAGAGUGAAUAAUAUAUGGGGUUUAUUUUCUUUUUUUCCACAUCCCCGUGUGGGGUUGAUAGGAAUGGAGACGAGUAUAGAUUUAAUCCUGGGUUCUUUUACAUGAUUCGGCUGCAUUUCUGCGAGUUUCAAAAAGAACUCAACGACACAGAUGACAGAGUGUUCUUGAUUUAUAUCGCAAACACGAUUGCUGAAACGGGCGCCGACGUGUUUCGUUGGGCCGGCGGGAAAGACAUUCCAUAUUACAGAGAUUACGCUGUGAAUAUGCCUCAUAACAAUGGCGAAAAGAAAGUGAGUCUGUCCGUGAAGCUUCAAGCAAACCCAGAUAACUCGAGAACGAGAUUCAAUAACGUGAUCUUGAAUGGUAUAGAAAUCUUCAAAUUAAAUGAUUCGAGCGGCAACCUCGCCGGCCAAAACCCAGAUCCACCGCCCACUCUGCCUCUUCUACCGCCCACCCCACAAUCAAGGAAAUCAGAUAGAAAAAUGGUGGGUGUUCUAAUCCCUGCAGUGGUUGGAGGUGUGACUGCCACAUUAGCUCUGGGAUUGUUUGUUUUCUGUCGACGCAGAACAUUUUCCGACCAGACCUCGAGCGACGGUACUUCCUGGUGGGCUCCGUAUUCCAUAUCAACAAACAAAUCAAGUAAGACUCGCAACUCAAAUCUCCCAUCUGAUUUAUGUCGUUACUUUUCGUUGGCGGAGAUUAAAUCCGCCACCAAAAACUUUGAUGACAUUUUCAUCAUCGGCGUCGGCGGAUUCGGUAACGUCUACAAAGGAUACGUCGACGACGGAGCCACCCUAGUGGCAAUCAAACGGUUGAAGCCUGGUUCUAAACAAGGAGCACACGAGUUCAAAACAGAGAUCGAGACGCUCUCACAACUUCGUCAUCUCCAUCUCGUCUCACUAAUUGGGUAUUGCAAUGAGGGCAACGAAAUGAUUCUAGUCUACGAUUAUAUGUCUCAUGGUACCCUUCGUAGUCACCUCUACGGCGACGACGAACAACCUCUCACAUGGAACCAGCGCCUCCAGACCUGUAUCGGAUCUGCCAGAGGACUACACUACCUUCAUACUGGUGCCGAACACACCAUCAUCCACCGCGAUGUGAAAACCACAAAUAUCUUACUGGACGACAAAUGGGUUGCUAAGGUUUCUGAUUUUGGAUUGUCCAAAAUCGGGCCAACCAACAUGUCCAACGCACACAUUAGCACAGUAGUCAAAGGUAGCUUCGGUUAUCUCGACCCAGAGUAUUGCCGACGACGACAACUCUCAGAAAAGUCCGAUGUAUAUUCAUUUGGGGUGGUUCUCUGCGAAGUACUCUGCGCUCGCACACCAAUUAUUCAUACAGUCGCCAAUACUCGAGUUCUAUUGACAGAAUGGGUAAAACAAUGCAUUCAUGAGAAGAAAAUUACAGAAAUGGUAGACCCAAUUCUUCGAAACCAAAUUGGAACAGAGUGCUUCAGUAAAUUCGUUCAAGUUAUGGUGAGUUGCAUUCAAGAUGAGGGAAACAAGCGACCAUCGAUGAACGAUGUGGUACGAGGCCUAGAGUAUGCAUAUCAACUACAAGAGAGUUCUAAGGAGGAUAAUGUUGAACUGAGUAGCCUCGACAACGAAGAUGGUUGGCUCUUGAGGGAGGGGAUGUCUAGUAACACUAGUAUAGAAAUGAAUGAGAACUCAAGUAAUGUGUAUAAUAAUGGGAUGUCAGGGAUUGUUUCGAGCCUACAAGCAAGAUAAAUGUCCCUCAAUUCAUUUCAAUGCUCGAAUUGGAUUCAUAUUAUUGACAGUCUAAUACUAUACAUAAAGAUAAUAAGACCCAAAACUUUGGGCUGUCUUUUCCACUUAUGGUCAUUAUACCAGUCCAU
Cucurbita moschata (crookneck pumpkin) is the source of this 2022-nucleotide messenger RNA. Its product is annotated as receptor-like protein kinase FERONIA. Gene Ontology annotation, cellular component: plasmodesma; plasma membrane. The transcript has a single exon. Gene Ontology annotation, biological process: protein autophosphorylation. The record is from RefSeq and is a predicted model, not a curated record. Gene Ontology annotation, molecular function: ATP binding; transmembrane receptor protein tyrosine kinase activity. Lineage: Eukaryota; Viridiplantae; Streptophyta; Magnoliopsida; Cucurbitales; Cucurbitaceae. The coding region runs from base 182 to 1894 and encodes 570 amino acids.